AUGUUAGGAAGAGGCUGGGUUGAGCUUUUUGAGUGGUUGUGGGCGGGGGGGGGGGGGGGAAGGGAAGAGUGGGAAGAGUGGGAAGAGUGGGAAGAGUUGGAGGAGUUGGAAGAGUUGGAAGAGUGGGAAGAAUGGGAAGAGUGGGAGGAGUUGGAAGAGUGGUAA
Messenger RNA from Sclerotinia sclerotiorum 1980 UF-70, 165 nucleotides. RefSeq lists its product with no specific name. The transcript is spliced from 2 exons. Bases 1 to 165 code for a protein of 54 amino acids. The record is from RefSeq and is a predicted model, not a curated record. Lineage: Eukaryota; Fungi; Ascomycota; Leotiomycetes; Helotiales; Sclerotiniaceae.